AACUAUACCUCCGUUACCUGCAUGCAUUAACAUCUAUGUUGGUGGUUGUUUAUUAAAAAUAAUAUGAAGUAAAAUUGAAGUGGUGACGGAAAUUGAACGAUUGCAGGCUUUCGACACAAGUGGUGACGGAAAAGUGAGUUAUGAAGAGAUUAAGCCCGAAAUACUUCGCCGUACAGAUGGAUUCACUUUGAAGCAGAUGUUCAAAGCGAUUGACUUUGAUAAGGACUAUCAUCUAACGCCGCAAGAAUACCUAGCGCUUUUGAACGAACUAAAGAUUCAAAAAGAGGAAGGAGACUCUGGUGCUCCAAGAAUUAUAGAACCAAGAGAUAAUGCUAUCCCUCUUGACAAGAAGAAACGUCAUCAGGGAAAAACAGGAGCACCCGUGGCUAGCAGUGAUGCGAAGGCAAGUCCAGAAUUCACACUAGGUUUUCGUGCAAAAAGUGCAAAGCCGUGCACGCAUCUUGUGGCGGAAACAACAAAACUUGCUUAA
This is a messenger RNA of Strongylus vulgaris, 490 nucleotides long. The record is from the annotation of a GenBank genome assembly. Lineage: Eukaryota; Metazoa; Nematoda; Chromadorea; Rhabditida; Strongylidae.